Messenger RNA from Armigeres subalbatus, 1709 nucleotides. RefSeq names its product carbonic anhydrase 2 (gene CAH9). Bases 436 to 1371 code for a protein of 311 amino acids. The transcript is spliced from 7 exons. Gene Ontology annotation, cellular component: plasma membrane. The record is from RefSeq and is a predicted model, not a curated record. Gene Ontology annotation, molecular function: zinc ion binding; carbonate dehydratase activity. NCBI's taxonomy places the organism in Eukaryota, Metazoa, Arthropoda, Insecta, Diptera, Culicidae. Gene Ontology annotation, biological process: one-carbon metabolic process.
GUUGCGGCAGAAUCAGUUAUCAAUCGUUAAUCAAGCGGAGAGGCCGCGGAAGCCAUCGUAGGAGCAAGACUUGCUAGUCAACUCAGUACCGGGCGGUGUGAUCCAGGGCAGUCGAUGAAGACUUUGGCAGACGGAGCUCAAGUUGGCGGAAGGACGAAGUGCAAGUGUUUGGGACAGAAAGAAGAUUCUCGAGUGCAGGCGGCUUUAUGAUUAGUCCGUUGAGUAAGGGUUCAGGUGAUCCGGUGGAAGGUUUUAAGUGAUUCGGCAAACAGGAGGAUAAGCGCAUCGCUAGGUCGGUGGGUGGGUGCUAAUUGCUCGUGUGAUCGCCACUGCCAGUCGGAAAAAAAAUACGGUUGAAUUUGGAUCAACCACGAUCGUGUUCAGUUUUAUUAGUUCUCGUGCUGUAGUUCUUGAAGCAGGUCUUAUUGACAGAAGAUGAAGCUCUAUUUAGAAACUGUGUUUGCAGCGCUGUUGAUCUUUGGAGCUCACAAUGCCUCGGUUAGCGGGCACCGAUUCGGUUACAGCAAACCGGAUCAACGUAGAUGGUCCAAAGCUCACCAGAGCUGUGCCGGGAAGCAUCAAUCGCCGAUCGCCAUCUCCAGCAGUAGGGCGAUUCCGUUGAACAUGCCGGCUAUCGAGUUGGUCGGAUACAACAACCUGCUGCCGGGACCGGUCACCCUUCACAAUAACGGACAUUCGGUUUCCAUCUCCAUACCGAAAACCGAUCCAUCGAAGGGAAAGCACCCGUACGUCUUCGGGGGAAAGCUGGGCAACGAGUACGAGCUGGAAGGGCUACACUUCCACUGGGGCGACAAGAACAACCGAGGCGCCGAGCACGUCAUGAACGAUAUCAGAUACCCUCUCGAGAUGCACAUCAUUCAUCGAAAUAAAAAGUACAAAUCUGUUGGAGAAGCUCUCGGCUAUUCAGAUGGUCUAACUGUUCUCGGUUUCUUCUAUCAGGUAACCGAGCACGACAGCCACGAGAUUUCCUCUUUGAUGAGGGUCUUCCCCAUGAUCGAAGAGUACGACCAACAAGUUCACCUGAACCACACCUUCACGCUAAACUCACUGCUGGGCAAUUUGGACAUGACCCGAUUCUACACCUACAAAGGCUCUCUAACCACGCCACCGUGCUCCGAAGCGGUCACGUGGAUUCUCUUCCCCGAGGUGCUGGACAUUUCCAUUACGCAAAUUCGACGAUUCCGGAUGCUGGACACCGGAAUGCAUGGUUCCCCUAUGGUGGAUAACUUCCGAGCGCUGCAACCGCUGGGCAAUCGGAGAAUAUUCGCGCGAAAGGUGAACGCCCGUAACACCGCACUGGAAAGCCUGCGCAGCGAGAUCGACCAUGCCCAAUGGGAUUGGGUGUUCUGAUCAACGCGGGAAAAGCGGUCAUCAUCUUUUACGCGGUCAUCGUACAAAAAAAACUAGGGCCAACAACGUCAUUUUGCUAUGGCGGAUACUCAACUUAUGAAGUUAUUUAUUGAAAAAGAUAAGAGCGAAGUGGGGCUUUUAUAUAGUUACCAAAAAAUAAAAACAAUAAGUAGGAACAUAAAUAAAUAAACCGUUCAAAAUAUUUGCACUCGUGUUGAAUGUAUGUUUGUGCUGGAAUCCCUUUUGACUUCGAUUUUAACAAAUUUUCAAUCACUAAAAUAAAACUCCUAAAAAAUAAGAAAUUUUUCAUAAAAAUAAGGAAAUUGCCCAUUGGGUAG